AUGAGUGAAAUCGCAGAAGUUACCAAACUUACAUUAAUUAAUUUGCAAAAUAAUUCCCCAAAAUGUGUUAGUAGAUUUCACUGGUUUAGAGAUGGAUCACGAAUUAAUUUAGAAAAACAAAAAACUACUUCGCUUCUAAAGUCACAGAAUAAACGGCAAAAAGGUAAUGUUAAGGGUGUUAAAAAUGAUGAAUUUCAACAACAAAUUCAAGAGUUAGAAAUCGAAGAACGUAAGGAAGAAUUAGAAAGAAAAAAAUUGGAUAAACCAAUUAAAAAAAUUAGAAAUAGCAUGAAAAGAGAAAGGAUUAAGGGAAGGGCAAUGAAGUUUAAUUUCUAUUAG
Molecule: messenger RNA, 339 nt
Organism: Rhizophagus irregularis DAOM 181602=DAOM 197198
Lineage: Eukaryota; Fungi; Glomeromycota; Glomeromycetes; Glomerales; Glomeraceae
Source: RefSeq, a predicted model, not a curated record